UGGUAUAAGGAACAAGACUUUGAAUCUAAGUUUCCACCUUACUACAUAGACAUACUCGUGGAACUGCAUUUCACUAUACUCGCUUACAUGGAGCCGAAACACUCACGUUUGAGGAUUAUGCUGACUAAGGUGUACACUAUUGAACUAAUUCUAGAUGAUACGUGUGACAGAUAUGCUUCUCUUCGUGAGGUCGAAAGCCUCGCCAAUGCCAUUGAAAUGUACACUCUCUUUAUGUGGGAUAUCGAUGAUCAUGCCAUGGAUGGACUACCAGAUUAUCUGAAAUCUGUGGUUAAAUUUGUAACUGGUACAUUCCAAGAGUUUGAAAGAGAAUUGGGGCCAGAAGUAGGAGGAUCUUACAGCUUGGAAGUGACAAUCGAAUACAUGAGAUAUCAAAUUAUUCAAUAA
This is a messenger RNA of Thlaspi arvense, 405 nucleotides long. The record is from the annotation of a GenBank genome assembly. NCBI's taxonomy places the organism in Eukaryota, Viridiplantae, Streptophyta, Magnoliopsida, Brassicales, Brassicaceae.